AUGGCGGAGGAUACGGCCGCCAGCACAGAGUCCCGGUCGUGGUUUCCAGCGAUCCCGCAGCCCGUCAAGCGCGUCUUCGACCAGUUCCCGCUGGUGACAUAUCCGCCCAACGCAGCGCCGGCGAGGUCGACGGGCACGACGGGCACGACGGACAAGCCAGACGAGCACCGGCUGUACAUAUUCGCCAGUCCGCAGGCUGCCAGAAAGGGGAGACCGUCGGUGAACCCGCAGUGUCUCAAGUGGCAGGCCUAUCUCAAGUUUUCGGGCAUACGAUUCCGCACGAUUCCUUCCAAUAACCAUGCGUCUCCCAACGGGGCCCUGCCGUUUCUCCUCCCCGCAUCCGCAGGCAAUCCGGGGACAGACGACGCCCUCCCGGUGCCGUCGAAUAGGCUGCAGAGAUGGGCGGACGAGCAGGCGCAUGUCGACCAGGGAGAGGCCGCCAGCAUGCGGGAGGAGGUGUACACGUCGCUGCUGGACCACAGGAUACGUGAUGCCUGGCUGUAUACCGUCUACCUGGAUAGCUCCAACUUCGGCUCCAUCGCGAGAAGAGCGUACGUAGAACCCUCGACGAACAACUCGAUAGUGCGGACGGUGCUGGCAUGCCAACUUCAGGAGGCCGCCAGGAGCCAGCUGCUACGGACGUCCACCUACAUCGACGUCGACGACAUACUCGCCGAGGCAAAGAACGCCUUCGAGGCCCUCUCUGUCCUGCUGGGUAGCGACAGCUACUUCUUCGGCAGGGCCAAACCGGGCCUGUUCGACGCCAGCGUCUUUGCCUAUGUCCAUCUCAUACUCGACCAGAAGCUGGGAUGGAACCACAACCCGCUGGCAACCUACCUGGACGGACACGAUAACCUCUUACAACACCAUGAACGUCUCUUCAAUACGUAUUUCUAA
Molecule: messenger RNA, 897 nt
Organism: Arthroderma uncinatum
Lineage: Eukaryota; Fungi; Ascomycota; Eurotiomycetes; Onygenales; Arthrodermataceae
Exons: 3
Coding region: 1-897 (298 amino acids)
Biological process (GO): mitochondrion organization
Cellular component (GO): SAM complex
Source: RefSeq, a predicted model, not a curated record